GUAAAAAUGGAAUCACUACUGGUAGCAAGCACAGCAAUCUGACCUGACUUCCAGUCAUGUCAUAAUUUUACUAUGUAAAAUAAUUUUUACCAUUUAACCAGUAGUGGACUCUGUUGGGAGUGUUGGUGGCUAAAAUGGAACAUUCUGGAUUUUUGUGACUCAUCGGAUGGAACUUUUAAAGGUACCGGCCUCGCUGAUACACCGGAGUUGAGGGAAAAGUGGAGAGGGAGCCGGAAGAGAUGAUGCCUCUCUGCUUGUCAUCAGCAGCUGCUUUAACACUGUCAAACAGAAACUGAAGACUACAGGUCUGAUCUGCAGGCAGCAGGGUAAGACAGCAGAAACAGCCUCAACUCUAAUCUGCACGCUCUGAAGCGGAGGGAAAUGGCUUUCUUGGACAAUCCAGCCAUUAUCCUUGCACACAUCCGCCAGUCUCACGUGACCAGUGAUGAUACAGGAAUGUGUGAGAUGGUGCUGAUCGACCAGGAUGUGGACAUGGAGAAGUGCCAACUUACUCUGGUGCCUGGCAGCAGCUGUGGCUCGACUGGACCAGUCUCUCUUGGUGAGGGAGAUAGCAGCAUGAUGGACAAUCACGCCUGUGAGCUGUCCCAGUCCAUGGACAUCACCUCCAGCUGGGACUUUGGCAUCCGUCGGCGCUCCAACACAGGACUCCGAGAUAGCUGUGAGAAACCCAGGGCUGCUGCACAAAGACUUGAAAGACUGAGGAAAGAACGUCAGAACCAAAUCAAAUGUAAAAAUUUCCAGUGGAAGGAACGGACGUCCUCCCAGUCUGUGGAGGAUCUGGGCUCUCUGUUUGAAAAGCGGGACUAUAAAGACCGGCCUCGGACCAGCGGUACAAAAUCCACCCUUUCGCUCCGGCUAGAACAGUGUCCCCAGCAGCUCAACAACCCCUUCAACGAAUACUCCAAGUUUGAUGGCAAGGGCCACAUCGGCACAACAGCUACAAAAAAGAUAGACGUCUACCUCUCCAUGCAGAUGGCUCAGGAAAAAGUUCAUCCAAUGACGGUGGUGACCAUCGCCAACGCCCGCGUUCACGACCUCAUUGGUCUCAUCUGUUGGCAGUACACCAGUGAAGGAAGAGAACCCAAACUCAAUGAGAAUGUGAACGCCUACUGCCUCCACAUUGCUGAGGAUGAUGGUGAGGUGGACACCGACUUCCCACCGCUGGACUCAAAUGAGCCAAUCCACAAGUUUGGUUUCAGCACUCUGGCGUUGGUGGAGAAGUACUCCUCACCUGGACUCACUUCUAGACAGUCGUUGUUUGUCAGAAUAAAUGCUGCUCAUGGCUUCUCUCUAAUCCCUGUGGACAGUCUGAAAGUAACCAUGAAGGAAAUCCUCCAGAAAGCUCUGAAGAAGAGGAAAGGCUCCCAGAAAGGCUCAGCAGGACCCAUGUAUCGUCUGGAGAAGCAGAUGGAGCCAAACGUCGCCGUGGACCUGGAUUCCACCCUGGAAAUCCAGAGCACCCUGGAAUUCUGCCUGGUCAGAGAAAACAGCUCCAGAGGUGAGGAGAGUUCAGAGGAAGACCCCCCCAUCGACAUCACCACAGUCCAGGACAUGUUGAGCAGCCACCACUAUAAGUCCUUCAAGAUCAGCAUGAUCCACAAGCUGCGCUUCACCACAGACGUCCAGCUGGGCAUUUCAGGAGAAAAAGUGGAAAUUGAUCCUGUCACCAACCAGAAGGCCAGCACCAAGUUCUGGAUCCGACAGAAACCCAUCUCCAUCGACUCGGAUCACCUCUGUGCCUGUGACCUGGUGGAGGAGAGAAGCCCCAGUCAUGCCAUAUUUAAGCUGACUUAUCUGAGCAACCACGACUACAAGCCACUCUACUUCGAGUCUGAUGCUGCUACUGUCAAUGAAAUUGUGUUAAAGGUGAACUACAUCCUGGAGUCCCGGGCCAGCACCUCCCGGGCUGAUUACUACGCCCAGAAGCAACGGAAACUGAGCCGCCGGACCAGCUUCAGCUUCCAGAAGGAGAAGAAGAGCGGCCAGUAGCAUGACUGAAGCUUUACCAGGCUCCCAGCUGUGGAGAAGUUCAUAUGUUAGGAAGAUCUGAGCAUGUCUCUGCUUCAGGUUGAAGACCUCUGAAAGGGGAACGAUUAGUUGAGAAACUGAACUGUCUGGAACUGAAAAGGACUGUGGACAGUUUGUGUUGCUGCAGUCAGGUUUUUGUUCCUUCACUGCCUCUGUGUUUAAGGCCCAUCCUCCAGGAUGGAAAUGUACAGCUUCAGUUAGCGGUGGAUGUACACCAACCAUCCAAUCAGAGCUACUUGAUGAAUCUCUGCUUCUUUACCAGAGAUGCAUUUUUUUAUGUCCUACUGUACAUUUUAUAUUCAGGAAAUGAAAUAAUGAUGAUGCAAACUAAA
Molecule: messenger RNA, 2381 nt
Organism: Melanotaenia boesemani (Boeseman's rainbowfish)
Lineage: Eukaryota; Metazoa; Chordata; Actinopteri; Atheriniformes; Melanotaeniidae
Gene: mapkap1
Product: MAPK associated protein 1
Exons: 13
Coding region: 382-2010 (542 amino acids)
Biological process (GO): TORC2 signaling
Cellular component (GO): plasma membrane; cytoplasm; TORC2 complex
Molecular function (GO): phosphatidylinositol-4,5-bisphosphate binding
Source: RefSeq, a predicted model, not a curated record